UUUAUAUUUCAUUUUACCGUUGGAGUCGGAAAACGAUCCUGUUGUCGCGUAGUUUGUGAGUUUUUUCAACCGUUAACUUGUCUAGCCGUACUAAAAGUGUCAACUUUUGCUUUUUACUAAAAUAAUGAUAUUCAGUUCCGAGUUAUAUGAUAAAUAAGAAACUCAACACCAUGCAUGUGAUUCCGGUUGUAAUUUGUAUGUUUGUGGAGAAUUGAACGUCUUCAAAUCGAGCAGUGCAGGGAAUGACAUCAGUGCCGUCUGAUUGGACAAUUUGAGGAAGCGCUUUGAAAUAUUGAUGUUAACAAAAUAAAACCAGUGUGACGUCAUGUAUGCAUCAUUGCUUGUGUAUCUAUGCACAGGCAUGCGCUUUUGCAUUUUAAAUGUGUUGAACACAUCACAUCCUACAGCUAUUUGCAAACGCGGCUAACCUAGCUACUUUUGCUGUCGUCUGACGACCGUGAAAAUAAAAAAAUGAGUUGAAGUUGAAGAUUACAAAUGCAAAUUAUGCCAGGAAUGUUCUGUGAGCAUCAUGGGGAUGAUAUCUACUUCAAACUUUAUUUCACUACUUCAUGUUGGAUAUUGGUCACUUCUGUUCUGGAUCACAGUUCAUUUUGUGUCACUUCCUGUUCAUGUUUCACUACUUCCUGUUGGAUAUUGGCCACUUCUGUUCAGGAUCACAGUUCAUUUUGUGUCACUUCCUAUUCAUGGUCACUUCCUGUUUGAUGUUGAUAUACUUCUGGGUCACUUCCUGUUGAUUUUGGGCCACUUCAAGAUCACUUCCUGCAGAUUUUGGGUCACCCCGGGAAUAAAGAUCACCAGCCAUGGCCGGCCCCGUGAUCAGGAACUGGUGGCACACGUACCAACUGGACAAAUCCGACAUCAACGACUCCAACAAAGAAGAGGACAAAGACGACCUCGCGGAGAAACGCCAGCUGUCGAUUAGUCAGACCCUGCGGACCAGACAACUGCGAGUGGAUUUCGACGGCAACCGUCCGGUUUUGAGUCUCCGAGCGCCUCUGGAUCUGGUUCAGUUCCCGUCCAUUUCCGGUCCCCGAUGGCCUGUGGAGUGUGAGGUCGUCAGUAACGCCAUCCACCACAUUGAGUGGAAACCACCAAAGCCUGAACCGCUUUACCACCCAACCGGGCAUGAGAAGACACCAUUUUCACAGGCGGACGAGAGCAGAACAUUACAGACCACACAAGUUGUCUACUGCAUUGACCAAGGAGACAAGUGUCCCUACUUCACCUGCUCUCGUGUGGGAGGCUCGCGGAUAUCCACCUCCCCUAACGACGCCGACCAGAAGGACCUCUCCCUCGAGUUCGAAUCCCGAUUUGAGAGCGGAAACCUUCAGAAAGCCGUGCAAGUCGGUCCGCACGAAUACGAACUCACCCUGCGCACCGACAUGUACACCAGCAAACACACGCAGUGGUUCUACUUCCGCGUGCGGAACAUGAAAGCCGAGGUGAGCUACCGCCUCACCAUCGUCAACUUGAUGAAGCGCCGCAGCCUCUACUCGCAAGGGAUGAAACCCCUGCUCUACUCCGAGAGAGCCGCAGAAGAAACGGCCGUCGGGUGGAUACGGACCGGCUCCAACAUCACGUACUACCGCAGUCAGAAUUCAAAGGAUUCCGACUCCAAAACUCUGUACUCCCUCACAUGGACGCUCCAGUUCCCCUAUGAAUCAGACACAUGCUACCUUGCCCACUGCUACCCAUACACAUAUUCGCACCUCCAGAGCUAUCUCAGGCACAUUUCCUCCAACCCGGCAGUGGUGUCCUACUGCACCGUCCGGGUGCUGUGCUACAGUUUGGCCGGUAACGCCGUCUACGUUCUGACGGUGACGUCUCGGGCCGGAGAUCGAGAGGAGGAAAGCAAAACCAAGAGGGCCGUGGUGGUGACGGCUCGGGUGCACCCGGGAGAAACUAACGCGUCCUGGUUGAUGGAAGGGUUCUUGGACUUCCUGUUGGGGGACUCGGAUGAUGCACAGCUGCUGCGAGACACUUUUGUUUUCAAGGUGGUGCCAAUGCUGAACCCUGACGGCGUGGUGGUGGGCAAUUACCGCUGCUCUCUGGCCGGAAGAGACCUCAACAGAAAUUACAAGACCACGCUCCGGGAUUCCUUCCCUUGCGUCUGGCAUACUCGCAACAUGGUGGAAAAACUAAUGAAGCAGAGCGACGUCAUCCUCUACUGCGACUUCCACGGCCACAACCGUAAAAACAACGUCUUCAUGUACGGCUGCAACAACCGCGACGAAGAUGCGCCUAAACUUCUGGAGCGAGUUUUCCCUUUCAUGCUGAGCAAGAAUGUCAAAAACAUGUUUGCCUUCAGGAGCUGCAAAUUCCAAGUGCAGAAAAGCAAAGAGGGAACCGGGCGAGUGGCCAUGUGGAGGCUCGGCAUCAAAAACAGCUACACGAUGGAGACCUCCUUUGGAGGUUCCACACUUGGUGAUAAGAAGGGAACUCAUUUAAGUAUGCAAGAUCUUAAAUCUUUGGGUUUCUACUUUUGCGACACCUUACUCGACUUUUGUGAUCCGGACCCCACCAAGGUGACUUACUGUCUGAGAGAAGUAGCGGCUCUGUUGCGAGAGGAAUUCCGAGAACUGGGCAAAGAUUUGGACACCGACUUCUCCGUCUUCGAUUUGGAAUCGGGGACCAGCGGUUCCAAUAGUUCGGAUUCUGAUGGACCUCCGCUCCAUUUGCUCCAACACCCGCGAUCUCGCACUGAAGAGCCAUCUUCCGUCAAGAAUAAGAAGAAAAUGACUCGGAAAGAAAGAAACCAUCUGAAAGGCAGGAUACGACCUGAAGUGGUCCAGAGCACCAUUCAAAAUAUUGAGCCGGACUUCCCGACUGAAAGAGUCAACCCAGAAAGGCCGCUUCCACAACACAAGAGAAAUGGGCAGGUGAAUAUCCCAGAGAGAAAAAGCGUCAGCCCAGCCAGGAAUCCGGUGAACGGUGGGAUCAGUCACGUCAGCCUAUGGGAAGGCUUUCAGGAAGACUGCCGAGAAGACGCCAGGACAGACGUGGACGCGCGCCGCAAGAAGAGACCCGGUUCGAACCUGUUGCCUCCAAGAGAGCAAGAAGACCGAUCCCAUUGGAGCUACACGUCCAAGCUGCUGCACUUGAGCGCUCUCCUUCAACGACCUCCCAAGUUGCACCCCAAGGCCCAGCAGCAGCUGCAGCAGCUCCAUCAUCACCAGCUUCAGCAGCACCAGCAUUUUUAUACGCAUCCGCAUCUUCAGCAACGUUACUACCGACACAACCGCUAUAACCUCCUGCAUCGCCAACUGCAGCAGCAACAGCAGCAGCAACUGCAGCAGCAGCAGCAGCAGCCCCCGCUCAAGCAGCACCAGUAUUUUAACCAUCAUCUUCAUCACGAGCAAUUUGGUCUUGACCAUCUUCAGGACGAGUCGCCGCUGUUGCCCCAGCCGCUACCGCAACCUCAGCCGCAACAGCAUCAUCAUCAGCAGAAUUGUGUCCCUCGCCCGUUGCCCGUCACCACCCCUACCACCACCUCCUCCGCAAGUUCCCAGCGUCCCACGUUUGACCUGAUUCCCCCGAGGCAGCACUCGUCAAACAUGGUCAACGGACACGACGGUCAAAGAGAGCGGAUUCCCUACGUGGCGCCCAACCGUUACUACGCCCCCCAAGAUCAGACCAGCGUUCCCACGGAAUCGUCCAACAACAAUAGAUGGGAAGGGAGCAGCCACGGGCAUUUUUCCGAAGUGGCGUUGCUGAAACAUCUACCGUUUCGAGAGAUUAACCGUCGAGAUCUUCUCUCGGAAAUCUGCGGGAAGAAGCCCAUGUCACACCCGCAUUUUUUAAUGCCUGUAAUCAGGUACACGGAGCCGCAAGGACAUAGACUGAGUGUUCUGCCAACAGAAGACAAAGGCGCAAAGACUGUUUUGCCCCCUGUGGUAAAGCGCUCCACAUCCGCAGAGUGGCAACAUAGGUGACCGGCCGGGAUAAUCAUCAUUAUCAUCAUCGUCACGCCAGCUUUGAAAUGAAGCAUGUCAGCGCUCCAGUUCAGACAAGAGUAUUGAAACUUUUGGUGUUGAACUCCUUGGUUUUGGCAGUGUCAGCCACAGGAAGGAAACCGGGAGCAGGAGUCCCAAAAUACAAAAUAAAGGACAUUAAAAUAUGGUAUCAUUUCAGUAUUAUUCUUUUUAUAUUUCAAGGUUUUGUUUCAAAAUUUCAUUUCAACAUUUACAUUUUAAUAUUUAUUUCACUUUUGUUUUCAACAUAAAAAAAAACUAAAAAAAACUUGCAAUGGUAGCUUUGCUGUGAUGGUUGCUACAUCGGGUCACUUCCAGUUAAUUUUGAGGGAUCUCAGACUUACUGUAGAUAUUUGGUCACUUCCUGUUUAUUUUGGGGCAUUUUGAGGUUACUUCCUGUUGUUUUUGGCUCACUUCAUGUUGAUUCGGUGCGUUUGGAGGUCACUUCUUGUUCAUAAUUUGAUCACUUCCUGUUGAUUUUGGGGCAUUUUGAGGUCACUUCCUGUUCAUAUUUGGUUGAUUUUGGGGAAUUUUGAGGUCACUUCCUGUUCAUAUUAGGGCAUUUUGAGGUCACUUCCUGUUCAUAUUUGGUCACUUCUUGUUGAUUUUGGGACAUUUCAGGUUCACCUCCUGUUGAUUUUGGGGCAUUUUGAGGUCACUUCCUGUUGAUAUUGGGUCACUCCCUGUUGAUUUUGGGGCAUUUCAGAUCAUUUCUUGUUGAUUUUCAGUCACUUCCUGUUGAU
Corythoichthys intestinalis (scribbled pipefish) is the source of this 4735-nucleotide messenger RNA. It is a transcript of the gene agbl2, whose product is annotated as AGBL carboxypeptidase 2. Lineage: Eukaryota; Metazoa; Chordata; Actinopteri; Syngnathiformes; Syngnathidae. The transcript has 25 exons. The record is from RefSeq and is a predicted model, not a curated record. Gene Ontology annotation, biological process: proteolysis. The coding region runs from base 822 to 3953 and encodes 1043 amino acids. Gene Ontology annotation, molecular function: metallocarboxypeptidase activity; zinc ion binding.